AUGUCCCCAUGUCCCCGUUGCAGAGCUGAGGCGCUGAGCGCGGCGCUGCCCCGGCUGCAGGGCCCCGUGCUGGAGCUGCCCGAGGCCACGCGGCGGCCGCUGGAGGAGCUGAUGAUGGAGGGGGACCUGCUGGAGGUGACGCUGGACGAGGCCCAGAGCAUCUGGCGGCUGCUGCAGGCCACGCGCCCGCCCCCGCUGGCCCUGUUCCGCCUGCUGCUCGAGCUGGAGCAGGCGGAGCGCCGGGGGGCUCGGGCCCGCGGCCGGGACCCCGAGCGGCGCCGCAAGCGCCGGGCAGAGCGGGGCGGGGGGCACCUCCUGCCCGCCCUGGCCAAGGAGGAGCUGGAGCCAAAGAGGAGUCGGGGGGCCGAGGGCGGGGGGGACCCCCGGGACAGCCCCACGGCCGCAGCCCAGACCCCGGGGGACUCGUGACGUGGCGCCCCCAGCCCGGACAGACAGACGGACGCGCCUGACACGGUGGGGAUGGACUGGGGGGGCCACCCCGGGCCCCCCCCACCCUGAGCCCCCCCCGAACCCCCCAAUUUGGAUUUGGGGGUGCUGGGGGGGGGGCUCCUCCCUCCCCCCUCCCCUCCCCCCCCGCGAUGUAAUUAUUUCAGUUGUUUCUUUUGUAUCGUUCAGCCCCGGGGGGGGGGGGAUCCCCAAAAUGGGGAGGGGAGCCCCAAAAUGGGGAGGGGGGGCCCCCAACCAGCACAGCAGGGCCAGCCCCUCCCCCACCCCUCCCGCACCGGGUUUUUUAUAGGAUUG
This is a messenger RNA of Melospiza melodia melodia, 762 nucleotides long. Its product is annotated as lysine-specific demethylase 5C-like. The transcript has 3 exons. The record is from RefSeq and is a predicted model, not a curated record. NCBI's taxonomy places the organism in Eukaryota, Metazoa, Chordata, Aves, Passeriformes, Passerellidae. Bases 1 to 429 code for a protein of 142 amino acids.